Messenger RNA from Schistosoma curassoni, 1510 nucleotides. Lineage: Eukaryota; Metazoa; Platyhelminthes; Trematoda; Strigeidida; Schistosomatidae. The record is from the annotation of a GenBank genome assembly.
ACAAGAUUCCGUUCAGUAAAUAAAAUAUAUCUCGACUUCAUCGAAGCAGCCAAUUAGUGUGUAAGUGGACUUCAAAUUCUCAAAGAAACUCUUGAAAAACAGGUUUUGGUAAAUAGCUACCUUAAUUAGUGCUCUGGAAAAUAUCUCCUUGUAUACCAAUGUGCACAUUAAUAUUAAGAAUCUUAUGAUUUUCCACAAUAAAAUGAGAAAAAAGUGUUUAUUAACGAUACUUUCCGAAAAUGACAAAAAUGAUGGUGUACAAUUGAAAGCCUGUAGCACUGAAACUAGUUUUACUGUUUGGAUAGUUUUCCAAAAAGAUGAAUAAGUGGAAAAAAUGAAUCCAGUGAUGGGAUUCUGGGAGAAAUUGCGGAUGAAAUUAGAUCGUGUUUCAUCAACUCAAACAUCAACAUCAGAGAAUCAUAAAACAGAAACCAACACAACUACACCUAACUGUACUACAACUCAUUCGACAAAUAAUGCCGUUCCAACGCCAGUGACCGUGAAUGUCUAUGAUAUGUUGUGGAUAAAUGAUUACGUCAGUUCUCUUGGUAUUGGAGUUUAUCAUACAGGAGUUGUAGUUCAUGGAAUUGAAUAUUCAUAUGGUGGACAUCCAUUAACCAACUCUGGAGUGUUCUCUAUGUUACCAAGAGAUUCUGCUUAUUUAGGCGAAAAUUAUUCGUACAAAGUCACAUUGUCCAUGGGAUAUACAGAUUUUACAGCUUCCGACGUUCCUUUAUUACUGGAGAGUAUAACAACAGAUUAUCGUGGUGAUCAAUAUCAUUUAUUGAAUAAAAACUGUAAUCAUUUCUCUGAUACAUUUGUUCAGUUACUUUGUGGUCGAUCUUUGCCUAAAUGGAUAAAUCGAUUGGCUACAAUUGGUUCCAAACUUCCAUUUAUUGAACGUACACUACCAGUUGAAUGGUUGAAACCACAUCAACAGAUUAAUAAUCAUAUAAAUAAAGUCGAAAAAUAUGACAAUGAUAUAGAAUGUAUGGAACAAUCAAAUCAUUUAAAUAUACAGACUACUUCAUUGCCUAAUAUCCGAAGAAUUAGUACUAUAGAACGUUUACAAAAUUGUGUACAUCGUUUACAUAAAGGAAAUAUACAUAAACGUGAACAAAAUCAUCAUCAUCAUCAUCCUCAUCAUUUAAUAAAUUCUAUAAAAUCUGAUACAUAUUCAUUAAUUGAUAUUCCAUUGAAUGAAAAAACACAAAUAGAUUAUCAUUUAUAUUUAUAUUUAACACAAUAUAAAACAUUCAAUAAAUCUAAUUCUAAUGAUGAAUACAAUAAAAAAAUAAAUCCUUCUGUUACUAUGACAAAUAAUACAUUGAAUAUGAAUACAAAUCAUUGUAUAAAUCCUCAAUUUUCUGAUGAUUUAUUGACAAAUAGAAUAAUAUCAUCUCAUGGUAUUUCAUUAUCAUCAUUAUCAUUAAAUCAUAUUGAUAACACUUGUCAAUCUAUAAAACGAUCUCAAUCUAUUGCAUUUGAUCAUAUCUAUCAAAAUAGAUAA